Molecule: messenger RNA, 967 nt
Organism: Glycine soja
Lineage: Eukaryota; Viridiplantae; Streptophyta; Magnoliopsida; Fabales; Fabaceae
Product: photosystem I reaction center subunit II, chloroplastic-like
Exons: 1
Coding region: 126-758 (210 amino acids)
Biological process (GO): photosynthesis
Cellular component (GO): photosystem I; photosystem I reaction center
Source: RefSeq, a predicted model, not a curated record
AGGGAAUAUGAGAUUGUAAUUGGUCCAAGGCAUAUCACCUUAUCCAUAUCCACAUCCAAAAUCUCCUACUUUACUCUCUCUCUCUCUCUCUGACAACCCCAACACUUGUAUUGUCUCAAGCAACCAUGGCAAUGGCAACCCAAGCCUCUCUCUUAACCCCACCCCUCUCCGGUCUCAAAGCCAGCGACCGCGCCUCCGUGCCAUGGAAGCAAAACUCCAGCCUCUCCUUCUCCAGCCCGAAGCCCCUCAAGUUCUCCAGAACAAUCAGAGCAGCAGCCGCCGACGAGACCACAGAGGCACCAGCAAAAGUAGAGGCUGCACCGGUCGGGUUCACCCCACCAGAACUUGACCCAAACACCCCUUCCCCGAUCUUCGGGGGCAGCACCGGCGGGCUCCUGCGCAAGGCACAGGUGGAGGAGUUUUAUGUCAUUACGUGGGACUCACCCAAAGAACAGAUCUUUGAAAUGCCCACUGGCGGCGCCGCUAUCAUGAGGGAGGGUCCUAACCUUCUCAAGUUGGCCAGGAAGGAGCAGUGCUUGGCUCUUGGGACUAGGCUCAGGUCCAAGUACAAGAUCAAGUACCAGUUCUACAGGGUCUUCCCUAAUGGGGAGGUUCAGUAUUUGCACCCUAAGGAUGGUGUUUACCCUGAGAAGGUCAACGCCGGACGCCAAGGGGUGGGUCAAAACUUCAGGUCUAUUGGUAAGAAUGUUAGUCCUAUUGAGGUCAAGUUCACUGGCAAGCAGCCCUAUGAUUUGUGAGCACACAACUCUAUCUUCAUCAUCAUCAUCCCCCGUGCUUCCUUUAUAUGCUAUAUAUUCUCAUGUGAUAUCAUGUACCUAUUGUCAAUUUUAUUAUGCCACAAAUAUUGCUUAAACUCUGUACCUUAAUUUUACACUUCUUUUUCGCUAUUUUGGUGAUUAUUAUUUGUGCCAACUGCAUGGUUUGGAUUAAUAUUGAUUUGCUUCAA